GGCGCGUGCGUGAUAAAGACUCGUUUUGACCUAACGCUCGGUUUUGAUUCCGGGUGUCGGUGUGUUUGAUGUAGGGAACGCGCCAGGCGCGCGCUUAAGUCGGGACCGAAGAUGUGACGGGUUCGGAGCGCGCGCCUCCUGAGCACCUGUGUCUCUGGUCCGUCAGUGUGGGUGAUGGAGUCUCUCCUGAGGGAACAAUUUGGAUUGAAAGGAGGAAGUGAGUCUCUGAGGGAGGAGGUCUGUGGGAUGAUAAGAUGGCCCCCGUCGUCUCUGUGUGUGGACAUUAAUCAGUUUGCUGCUGCGUAUCAUGAAAUCAGACUGCGUCUAGCCGGCCUGGAGCGAGAGAACAGCAGCAUCAGGAGGAAACUCAAGAACUAUGAGAUGAAGUUCCCCAUGAUCAGCCUGUGUGAGGACGAGAGGAGUAUGUGCUGCACCUGUGAGUCCCAGAAGGUCGAACUGAUUCAGACUGAAAACAGAAACCUUCAGCAAAGGAUCAACAACCUUCUGGAGGAGCUUCAGAAGAGUAAAGCUCAUGAGCAGCGUCUGGAGGAGGUGAUUAAAGCAUACGAGAAAAUUCAUUUGGAGAAGAGCACUGUUCAGAAGGAGCUGGAUAAUAUGACGACUUUGGCUGAGCAGCAUGUGGAGAGGAUCAGGAAGCUGGAGAUGGCACUUGGACAGAGAGAGAGCCUCCUGCAGAAGAAAAAAGCAAGAGAAAGUUCACAUCAACGCAACAAAGAAACUCGUUAUCUACAUCUGUACACCAGUCUGGACACGCCCUGUGCAUUGGAGUGUCCUGGGCCGAGUCUGCAGAGCUCACGCAGUCUGGACACACUUACUGAUCUGAAGCUCCAGUGUCUGGAGGCCGAGCUUGAAGGCUUGUGGCAUGAGGCUAGAGGGGCAUGUCAACGGGAGGAGGAGCUUAAGGCAGAGCUGCAGCAUCUACAGGAAGAGAUCAGACAGGAAAAGGAACGACAGGAGUUGGAUGUGGAGUGUGAACACUGCAGUGUGGAGUGGAUUAAAAAAGCAGGAGAUGAACAGGUGAACCUGGCUCUGGCCUACACUGAGCUGCUGGAGGAACUGAGCCGAAUCCGUAGCCUUAUUGCGGAACAGAACCGAAUCCUGAGACAGAAGCGCAGCUCUACGGGUCCAAACAGUCCUGUACUGAGGCAUGGCCCCGCCUCCCCUUCCUCUGACCCCACCCAUCCUCACACUCGCUCAAUGAGAUUACACUUCCAGGGCCGCCGUAGUUAUUCGGACAUGGCCGACCCCUCAGUCUCUCCUCACGUCGUCCACAAUCCAAUUUCCACUCUACCAAAGCGCAGGACUGCAAGCCAUGCCCACCUCAAACCAAUAUCCACCGGGCCACGCCCAUCCUCUGCCCACGGGGCUCUGGAGCUCAACUUCCAGCCUGACUCUUCCCCUGCACCACUGGCCACGCCCCAUCAGUCUUCAGAGGAUGAAGAUGAUGAGUGGGCGGGACUCAGGAUAAUGACGCCCCCCCACUCGCACUUUCGCAGUGAGCACGCUCAGUCCUGGCCAUCAAUCAAAUUGUGGAUGAAGGAGGAGGAGAGCGACCGGAGUUGUCCUCUCUGUCAGCUCUCCUUCCCCACCGGCUUUCCUGAUGAUGCUCUGAUCACACACAUCGACACACACCUGGAGAACAGUAAAAUAUAACACACACACAUGGUUAACAAUAAAAUAUAACACACACACACACACACACCUGGAGAACAGUAAAAUAUAACA
This is a messenger RNA of Silurus meridionalis, 1746 nucleotides long. RefSeq names its product TANK-binding kinase 1-binding protein 1-like. The record is from RefSeq and is a predicted model, not a curated record. Gene Ontology annotation, cellular component: cytoplasm. Gene Ontology annotation, biological process: canonical NF-kappaB signal transduction. NCBI's taxonomy places the organism in Eukaryota, Metazoa, Chordata, Actinopteri, Siluriformes, Siluridae.